Molecule: messenger RNA, 4385 nt
Organism: Anguilla rostrata (American eel)
Lineage: Eukaryota; Metazoa; Chordata; Actinopteri; Anguilliformes; Anguillidae
Gene: rev1
Product: REV1 DNA directed polymerase
Exons: 22
Coding region: 471-4235 (1254 amino acids)
Biological process (GO): error-free translesion synthesis; error-prone translesion synthesis
Cellular component (GO): nucleus
Molecular function (GO): damaged DNA binding; DNA-directed DNA polymerase activity; deoxycytidyl transferase activity
Source: RefSeq, a predicted model, not a curated record
GGUGAGAGAGUGAAUGUGCGAGAGGCGGGGAGUGAGCCUGGCCGGGCUGCAUCCAUCACCGCGCUGCGUCAACUGCAACGGCACCGGAUGACCGCAGCGGGGCGCUAUUACACCAGCGCUCCGCAGCCAGGCUGUCACUGUGUGACCCGGCUGGGAGGAGGGUACGAGGCGGAAAACGGCGAGAGGAGGAGCCGGGGACAGACGAAAGCAGCUGGAAAUGAAGAAAGAGGGAGAAGGUGAUCGAGAGUGAUCAUUGGUCUGACUCUUCCACUGCCACAAUAACAUGUCCAAAUCGGAAGCCCCCGAGACACAAAGACAACGACGGUAAAACUCAAAAAAAAAUAUUUUUGUAAAUACCACAGCCCUUGCGACGAGAAAGGAACGGAUUGGCCUACGGACAUAGCGAUGAGCACCUUGCUCUAAAAGAAAGAACCAAACACAAUACAAGAGGAAAGAAAAGGUAUUUGAGGAUGAGUCGAGAUGGAUGGCGGAAGAGAGCUGCUGAAGGUGACGGUUGGGGAGGGAGGGGGGGGUACAUGGCUGCCAAGGUCUUCAAGCUGGACGAGCAGUUCAGGCAGGACGCGCCGCGGGAGAAGCAGAAGGAGGGGGCCAGCUCCGAGAUCUUCCGCGGCGUGGCCAUCUACGUCAACGGCUACACAGACCCGACUGCGGACGAGCUGCGCAGACUGAUGAUGCUGCACGGAGGCCAGUUUCACGUCUACUACUCGCGCUCGAAGACCACCCACAUCAUCGCCACCAACCUGCCCAACAGCAAGAUACAGGAGCUGAGGACCGAGAAGGUGGUGCGGCCAGAGUGGAUCACUGACAGUAUUAAGGCGGGGCGGCUCCUGUCCUGCCUUCAGUACCAGCUCUACAGGCCCAGAGCACUCUGCUUCCCCGGCACGUGGGCCCCCCCGGGGCAGGAGUCUGCAGGACCCAGCCACACCCCCAACCACGCCUGCCACGCCCGCCGAGAGCUGGACCACGCCCACCAGGAUGGGAGCUUCCGGCUAAACGGGUCCAUGAGGAACUGUGUGGACCGAACGGGGGGCCCUAAAAUGAACGGGGUACACGAGGGGGCCAGCGUUUACCCUGAGGGGCCCCUCACCAACGGCCACGCCCACCCCGCCAACGGUGCCUUAAAGCCCCUGGAUUUGGCCCUUCAUCCGGGACGGGACGCCCUGGGGAAGCCACUGCCCCCGUCCUCGGACUGCCCCCAGACCCCUCCCGCCCAGGACGGGAGACCCCUGAUGCAGCCACGCCCCCUCCAGAGCCCGCCUGCCCCAAACCCCGCCCCCCACCACAAACCCUGCUCCAGUUCGUCCGCCAGCCCGGCACCUGCCCUUCUGCCCUCAGCCAAUCAGAAGGCGGCCGCCAUCGCCAAGCCCUGCCCGCAGACCCCUCCUCCCCAGUCGCCCGGCUCCGAGAAGCCCCUCCCCCUCUGCGGCAGAGUUCGGCUGAACGGGAGCCACUACGUCUCUCCCGCCACGCCCACGGCAGGCCCCGCCCCUCCGGACUCCCCGGGGAAGCAUGUGGCCCCUCCCACCCCGGCGAGCGCCAUAUCGGAGUACUACUCCCACUCCCGCCUCCACCACAUCUCCACCUGGCGGAACGAGUUCUCCGAGUUCGUGAACUCGCUGCAGCAGCGGCGGCGGGCCAAAGGGGGCGCCGUCUUUCCCGGGAAGGAGCGGCUGAGGAGGCAGCGGCCCGCUCACGAUGCAGGUUUGUCGGGUCCAGCCGGGCCUCAGAACCGGCAGGCCUGCAUCCUGCAUGUGGACAUGGACUGCUUCUUCGCCUCCGUGGGGAUCCGCCACCGACCCGAUCUGAAGGGGAAGCCCGUUGCCGUGACGAGUAACCGAGGCCCCGGAACAGUGGCCCUGCGUCCUGGGGCCAAUCCCCAGAUGGAGGUCCUGUACUACCAGAGGAGACGGGAGGGGAAGGCCGAUCCGGACUCGUUCUCCUCCCCUGAGAGCCCGGACGCCCCCGGCAACGGAGUGGACCCCGCCCUCGCGGCGCUGUCCAUGGCGGAGAUCGCUUCCUGCAGCUACGAGGCCAGGUACCGCCCGUACCGCGGGCAGACGGGUGUUCGGGCAGUGCCAAGGCUCGUUCCCGCCCUGCAGGCCGUGCCCUACGACUUCCAGGCCUACAAGGAGGUGGCGCUGGUGCUGUACGAGACGCUGGCCAGCUACACGCAUGAGAUCGAGGCUCUCAGCUGUGACGAGGUCCUGGUGGAUGCCAGCGGCCUGCUGGCGGAGCUGGGCGUGGCCCCGGACGAGCUCGCCAGCGCCAUCCGCACGGACGUGAGGGAGAGGACCGGCUGCUCCGCCUCCGUUGGCAUGGGUUCAAAUAUUCUGCUGGCCAGAAUGGCGACUCGCAGAGCCAAACCUAACGGACAGUACUACCUGAAGCCAGAGGAAGUGGACGACUUCAUUAGAGAGCAGCCCGUCACCAGCCUGCCAGGCGUGGGACGGUCGAUGGGGUGCAAGCUGACCUCCCUGGGGGUGCGGACGUGCGGGGAGCUGCAGCAGCUGUCCCUGUCGCGGCUGCAGAAGGAGUUCGGGCCUCGGACGGGCCAGACGCUGUUCCGGUUCUGCCGCGGUCUGGACGACCGGCCCGUCCGGAGCGAGAAGGAGAGGAAGUCCGUUUCCGCGGAGAUGAACUACGGAAUCCGCUUCACACAGGUUUCGGAGGCGGAGUCUUUCCUGAUCAGCCUAUCACAGGAGGUCCAGGGGAGGCUGCAGGCCGCAGGCCUCCAAGGUCGUCGGCUCAACCUCAAGAUCAUGGUGAGAAAACCAGGGGCCCCAGUGGAGUCCGCCAAGUUUGGGGGCCACGGGAUCUGUGACAACCUGGCCAGGUCGGUGACCCUGGAGCAGCCCACAGACAGCGUUGAGCUCAUCGGCGCCGAGGUGCUGAAGCUCUUCCACUCCAUGAAGCUGAACGCCGCGGACGUCAGGGGGGUGGGCCUGCAGGUGCAUCAGCUGGUGGGGUCCCGCCCCGCCCUGCCAGACCAGCCCCGCCCCCGCUCUAUCAGGGACCUGCUGCUGGCCCAGCGCUCCGCCCACUCCGCUGCCAUGGCCCCGCCCACCACGCCAGAGAGAGUGCCCCCCGUGGCUCCGCCUCCCGGUGGAUCCUCCAAUCAAAGCAGGUGCACCCCCGCCAGAGCUCCGCCCCCAACCUCCGCCUGCUCCGCCCUCUCCUCUCCGACGACGGAGCCCGUGCCGAGCACCAGCAAGGGGGAGCCCCCUCCCCGGUAUAACGGGGGGCUGCACACCCCGAGCCGAGCGCAGGCGCGCCUCAACUGCAGCAUCGAGGUGCCCUCCCCCUCCCAGGUGGAUCGCUCGGUGCUGGAGGCCUUGCCGCCGGAGAUUCGGGAGCAGGUGGAGCGGUCCUGGAGCCGCGGCCGGGCCCUGACCCCGCCCCCGCCCCUGACCCCGCCCCUGGCUCCGCCCCCUUCGCCGCCCGCCCAGCCCGCGGGCACGCUCAUCCUGCAGAUCCCGGAGCAGGCCGGCGGGGCGGGCAUCGUUCUGGCCCUCCCGGACUUCUCCCAGGUGGAUCCUGAAGUGUUUGCAGCUUUGCCGCCAGAGCUACAGGAAGAGCUGCGCUCGGCGUACAUGCGCAAAGCUGGCGCCCACCCGCAAAGCACCAUGGCGCCCAAAAACGCUCUGCUCCAGCUCCGGGCCCCGGGGUUCGACCAGCUGAAGCGCCGCCACAAGAGGAAGAACCUGAGCCCUGCCAAAAAGGGCCCCAGCCCCAUGAAGGCCCGUCUCCCUGGAAACAGCCCUGCCAAAAGCAGCCCUGCCAAAAGCAGCCCCGCCAAGCUGCACCCGCUCGUGCUCAAGUAUGAAGACACGCCCACUGACGCCCUGAAGCGUGAGAACGGGCCCUCCACGUCCUCUUUGAAGCCUGACGUCCCCCAACACCCGUCCAAACUCGCACCCACCCCCCAACCGGCCCUGGCUGGUGCCUCCGAACUCACAGACAUCCGCACCCUUCUGAGGGAGUGGGUCACUACCAUCACAGAGCCCAUGGAGGAGGACAUCCUGCAGGUGGUGAAGUACUGCACCGCGCUGGCGGAGGGUCGCGACCUGGAGAAGCUCGACCUCGUCAUCAAGUACAUGAAGAGGCUGAUGCAGCAGUCGGUGGAGUCGGUGUGGAGCAUGGCCUUCGACUUCAUCCUGGACAACGUGCAGGUGGUGCUGCAGCAGACCUACGGGAGCACCUUGAAGAUCACAUAGAGGCCACGCCUCUCUCCCCUACCAGGCCACGCCUCUCUCCCCCUCCCCGCCUAUCAGGCCACACCUCUCUCCCCCUCCCCCUCUAUCAGACCACGCCUCUCCCUCUCCCCACCUAUCAGACCAUGCCUCUCUCCCUCUCCCCUUCUAUCA